This is a messenger RNA of Durio zibethinus, 2489 nucleotides long. Its product is annotated as prefoldin subunit 3-like. Gene Ontology annotation, biological process: protein folding; tubulin complex assembly; microtubule-based process. The record is from RefSeq and is a predicted model, not a curated record. Gene Ontology annotation, cellular component: prefoldin complex; cytoplasm. Gene Ontology annotation, molecular function: tubulin binding. NCBI's taxonomy places the organism in Eukaryota, Viridiplantae, Streptophyta, Magnoliopsida, Malvales, Malvaceae.
UCACCGUCUUUUUUGGUGUUCCAAUGUCCGCCACUCUGGCAGUUGCAGCAGCCAACAGCAACAACAAGCUGAGGCUUUCUUCAAAUCUCACUCUCCGGCGCCUCCGAUUUUAGCUGUCAAUCGUAAAACAACAAUAUGGCGGCGGCAUCUUCGUCUUCAGCGUCGCCCAAAACGACGAUGGAGCGGAGAGGAAUUCCGGGAGCUCAAUUUGUAGAAGAUGUGGAGACUUAUCUCUCUCAAACAGGCCUUGAUGUCAACUCAGCCCUCGCUUUUCUCCAAGAAAGGCUUCAGCAGUACAAGUUAGUUGAGAUGAAACUUCUUGCACAGCAACGAGAUCUUCAGGCAAAAAUCCCUGAUAUUGAGAAAUGCUUGGACGUGGUUGCCACUUUACAAGCUAAGAAGGGUACUGGUGAGGCUCUUAUUGCUGAUUUUGAAGUCUCUGAAGGCAUAUAUUCACGGGCUCGCAUUGAGGAUAAUGAUUCAGUUUGUUUAUGGCUGGGAGCAAAUGUCAUGUUGGAAUAUUCAUGUGAAGAGGCCACUUCUCUACUGAAAAAGAAUUUGGAAAAUGCAAAAGCAAGUUUAGAAGUUCUUAUAGCGGAUUUGCAGUUCUUGAGGGAUCAAGUGACAAUAACUCAGGUAACUAUUGCUCGUGUGUAUAAUUGGGAUGUUCAUCAACGAAGAAUUCAUCAAACUUCUGCUUCUACAGCAGCUAAGGAUUCAUGAACUGAGAAUACCAUUCCUUGAUAUAGAGGUGGGGAGUAUGCUCCUAUUCACCCAUUUCGAUAGUUUUGGUGAAUUGGUUGUCUGUGUAUUUCUAGAUUGAUCUAAAAUUUCCCUUCAUGGUCUGCUCAUAUCUACACUUUCCAGUCCUAGAUUCUUGGUUCUAUGAAGUGAAAACAUAUGCUUAUGUUGCUGGGAGCAGUUUUUGAUAUAGAAAACGUUUGGACAUACAUUAGAUAUAACAGUUGUCUUCACUGUGAUUGUUAGUUUGUCAGGAGUGUUUUAUUUUCUAUAAUUCUAUCGCACUCAUAUAACUUUUUUUUGUUUAAUUGUUUCGCUGUUGAAUCCAAGUAAAGCUUUCGGUUCAAAUUUGAAAAUUGGCAAGGGGAUGACGAGGCCCCAAACCUGAUUUAAUGCGAAAGAAAUUGUCGGCAAAACUUGACCAAUUGAGAUGACAAGUUGUCCAAAUAACUGGGUCUUUAAGCUCCCUCUUAAAUGAUGUCAGCAGCACCUUAUCCUUUCUGAAAAGGGGUUUUUUUAUUUCUGGAAGCUUUCAAUUAUAUUAUUUCUACUUGGGUCAGAAAUGAAUAUGGUGUUAGGCUUACUGCAUGUGAAACGUGAUCAAGUCAUGUCAAUGAAAUGAUUAUAUUUUUGAAGACAAACAUUGGGGUCCCUUUGGAAACAGAAAAUUGUAGCUAGGAAUUCUCGAUUGAAUUAUAUGUCUAUGUAUCUUUCAAUAUACACUUUCUGUUGUCCCAUGUGUCAGGCUGAGUUUUUCUUUUCGUUCAAUUUCUUGGCACGAAGCUGAACCAUGAAUUCGGCUGGCAGACUGCCGCUUUCAUCGGCCCAGGUUUUCGCAUACGGACAGAAACACGUCGGUGGCAUUUGUGAUCAAAUUCAAAGCAUUGUUAAGUGGAAGAUUCCAAAGUUCAUGUUAGGGGUAUGCAACGAAUAUCACUAUUCACUCAAUUGUUUCAGAUCCACAAAAGGGACACUUUGGAUUUGAACUUGAAAUCCCUCCCAAUUGUCAGUUUUAUAAAAUGGGAUCUGUCUUUUUAUCAUUGGAUUAAGGCUUCAUAAGCUUUAAUAAAUACUUUGCAUAAAAUUUCAUGUUUGCUUUGAAGGCUGAUAAAGAGGUCCAUAAGUAUUUUCAGGCUAGCAAAGAGAUUCAUAGUCUCGGGCAAUCCAUGUCGACUAGCUGCUCAUCAGCACACGAAAUUGUACAUCUGUCUUUACGUCUUGGUCUUAAAAUUUUGGCUUUAUUUUGCAAAAUAACACGUUCAGAAUCAGGCAACUCUUAUCUAUCAUCCAAAUCUUUCUCCUGCCAUGUUUCAGAACAAAACCCAAAAACAAGGGAAAAUCUGUUCAAUCUUCCAGAAAUAAACAAUCGAUAAAACAGGCCAUUGAAACUAUUGUUUUCAUGGCAAGUGGGCACCUUGGGCCAGGCAGCUGUUCCUAUCACUAUACUACCAUUUCUUCCAAAGUUGGACCUGGAAAAAGCAUGAAUUGGAUAAUGGAAGUCAAGAUGACAUGUCCACCGCACCAGCAGCAAAGGGUCUCGUUUCACGCUAAGUUGACCCCGAAACGGGGCCCAUAUUAUUAAAUGCUGGUCCCAAAUUGCCAUUCCAAAUACCAAGUCAACUGAAUCAACUAUUUUUUUCUCUCAUUUGCUUCCCCCCUGAUGCUGACAUUCUACUUUAUGAGUAAUUUGUACUUUAUAAAAAUGAAUAGGAUUAGAUUAUGAAAUUUGGGUGAUCUUCUUUCUGUGA